AUGUCUUCGAAGAUCGGAUUGCGUUUCUUCCAGAACUCCAGGGCGGCCUUUCAGAAUGCCACUGCUCGUUUCCGAGCACAGGCUCUCCGGGCCCGACGAUUCCAGAGCACUGAAGCCGGUGCGGCCCAGCAGAGCUUCCUGCAGCGAUCAUGGAACAGCCCCAUCGGAAUCAAGACCGUCCAUUUCUGGGCUCCUGUUAUGAAGUGGAUUCUUGUUUUGGCCGGUCUCUCUGACAUGGCUCGACCCGCCGAGAAGCUUUCUCUGACCCAAAACGCUGCUCUGAUGGCAACCGGAGCAAUUUGGACUAGAUGGUGUCUUAUCAUCAAACCCAGAAACGUCCUCCUUGCAACUGUUAACUUCUUCGUUGGCUGUGUUGGCCUCACACAAGUUACCCGUAUCUUCAUGUAUAGGCGGUCUCUGGACGGCUCUGCUAAGGAAGCAGUCAAGGACUUGGCCCAUGAGGCAACAGACUCUGCCAAAGCCGCUGUCCACAAAGCAGAGGAAGUUGUGAAAAGGAAGUAA
Nannizzia gypsea CBS 118893 is the source of this 522-nucleotide messenger RNA. RefSeq lists its product as hypothetical. NCBI's taxonomy places the organism in Eukaryota, Fungi, Ascomycota, Eurotiomycetes, Onygenales, Arthrodermataceae. Gene Ontology annotation, biological process: pyruvate import into mitochondria. The transcript has 4 exons. The record is from RefSeq and is a predicted model, not a curated record. Gene Ontology annotation, molecular function: pyruvate transmembrane transporter activity. The coding region runs from base 1 to 522 and encodes 173 amino acids. Gene Ontology annotation, cellular component: mitochondrial inner membrane.